GUAAUAUUCAAAACAACAAAUAUCUUAGUAAAGAUUAAUAUGAAUUAUGAAGGUCACAUUCCAAAUUUUCUUUAAACAUUUGUCCAAAUUCCUAAAUUUGACCUCCUCAAUGCCCUCUCCGAUUCCGAUUUUCACCCCCCGAUUCAAGCUUUUCCUACCCAAUUCCCUUCUUCAUUUUCGUCUCCACAUCGUUCCGAUUGCUGACUGAAACUCUUGUCCACCCCACCAAAAGGGAAGAAUCAGCAACGAAAAGUAGAAGGGCAAUACCUUCGAAUCCAAUCGAGAAACGACAUUCAAGAGUUACGAAUACACAUUUUCAUGCCAGCUUCCGCCAUUUAAUCAAACCCCUCUGAAUUGUAAAGUGGGUUUGGAGUGAGGAUGGUGUUGGUGUUGGCUUUGGGGGAUUUACAUAUACCACAUAGAGCUCCUGACCUUCCCGAGAAGUUCAAGUCUAUGCUUGUUCCUGGCAAGAUCCAGCAUAUCAUCUGCACCGGAAAUCUUUGUAUCAAAGAAGUUCAUGACUACUUGAAAACUAUUUGUCCGGAUUUGCACAUUACACGAGGUGAAUAUGAUGAAGAGACUCGCUAUCCCGAGACAAAAACUCUGACUAUUGGACAAUUUAAAUUGGGACUGUGCCAUGGGCAUCAGGUUAUUCCUUGGGGAGACCUAGACUCACUCGCCAUGAUGCAGAGGCAGCUAGAUGUCGACAUCCUUGUCACCGGUCACACCCAUCAAUUUACAGCUUACAAACACGAGGGAGGUGUGGUGAUUAACCCCGGAUCUGCAACAGGUGCAUAUAGCAGCAUCACCUAUGACGUCAACCCGAGCUUUGUCCUUAUGGACAUUGAUGGCCUUCGUGUUGUGGUCUACGUUUAUGAACUCAUUGAUGGAGAGGUUAAGGUAGACAAGAUUGAUUUCAAGAAAACAACCACGACUGCUCAUUGACUCGAACAAAUUGGCCUUUUUACAAACAUAAUGAAGUUAAUUUCUUUUAUGGAGUUGUUGUUGUGAUGCCUGUUAAACAAUGCUUAAUCUUGCUGAAAAGAUGCUGUUGUUUCUGUGGUGAUUGAUCCCAGAGAAGAGUUGUUGCGACUUUGUUUAUUCUAUAUUUUGACGAGGUUGUGCACAGAAA
Cucumis melo (muskmelon) is the source of this 1132-nucleotide messenger RNA. Its product is annotated as vacuolar protein sorting-associated protein 29. Gene Ontology annotation, biological process: intracellular protein transport; retrograde transport, endosome to Golgi. The coding region runs from base 379 to 945 and encodes 188 amino acids. Gene Ontology annotation, cellular component: endosome; retromer complex. The record is from RefSeq and is a predicted model, not a curated record. The transcript is spliced from 4 exons. Lineage: Eukaryota; Viridiplantae; Streptophyta; Magnoliopsida; Cucurbitales; Cucurbitaceae.